Messenger RNA from Pelobates cultripes (western spadefoot toad), 2744 nucleotides. The record is from the annotation of a GenBank genome assembly. Lineage: Eukaryota; Metazoa; Chordata; Amphibia; Anura; Pelobatidae.
CCCACGUUCCACUCCCAUUCUAUGGGCGUGGCUUAGCUCAGCACUAUAUAAGGCGCUGCACCGUGAUGGAAGGUACCAGUGCCAGAAGUGGCGAUCUGGGCUUUUGGUGUGCUCAGCAGCUUUGGCGAGUAGCGAGCACUUAGGGGGAUUGCUAGCACAUCGAAAUAAGCACUUAAUUCAACAAUUACUAUCUGAUAUCCUCCUCUCUCAUUUGCACUUAACACCAGACUCCAUUGUCGAGCACUGUAAGUAUUAAUAUCUUUGUUUUAUCGCUUGAUUUCAUGUUAUUGUCUAUGAACCCAUUGCACUGUAAACAUGUAAUGUAUAUAAAUUGCUUUAGUGCACAGAUAGUUCCUGGUUUGUCUUGCUUUAUAUCAUAUAUUGGAAAGUAGUGCUGGUUUAUUCACUGAACAGAGAAUUGCAAUGGAAAUGGAAUCUGCAAAAAGUACUAUUUUAUUGGAAAAUUAAUCUCCAACUUUGUUAUAGUCACAACUUGAAUAUCUGAGCUUUCCCUUUUCAACUCUGGUUUAAAUUUGCUAGAAUUUUAUAUUAUAUAUUUUGUUUAGUGAAUUAAGCAAUUCAUCUAUGAAAUAAAUGGCAGAAUGAGAUUCAGACUCUAAACAGGGUGCAAUUACAGUUUGCAUAUUAUAUUUACAAAGUAAUCCUAAUUCAGAUUGAAGUUUGCUAAUUGCAGUCUUUCCAUUAUUACAUGGUAUAUGGAGCAUAGCUACAGUGUAACUUUUUUUUUGUGCGGUGCAUCUUAAUGUGCAGUUGAUGUCAUCCUGCAGUACUUAAUUCUAUCUUCGCUCUUUGUUCUUUUUGCAGUAUUUCUUAUUGGCUCUGUAACAACAACUACAAAAAAUAAAACAUGCCUCUGAUACCUUCCUCGACACUUAUGCCAAGGGCUCCUCGACUACCCACUGUCGAAGAAGACCCACCAGCCGCCUGGUUUGGAGAAUGUACCAGUUUGCCUAAAAGAUGUUCCAGUGUAUCCAGUUCAGACUGCGAGUCUCUUACCAGUAGCAACUCCUUUUCUGAAUGUGGUAAGUUGUUUUAACUUUACAUUUUACUUACUUAUUGAUUUUUUUUUUUUUUUUUUUUUAUAAAUUGUCAAUUUGAUAUUUUUCUUUUUCUGAUAAGUCAUUUGAUUUAUCACUAAUGCAUAGUAAGUCUUCAACAUUAUACUGCAGUAGGACCCAGUCUCUAGUUGUUUUGCUAUUAGCAAUUGUCUGUCAUAGCUUUUUCAUUUGUAACCCUAGACAAUUGAUUGAGCAUGCAGUUAAAGCAGACUGUAAUAUUUUGUAGAAAGUGAAUUUGUGUUUGUGUUUUUUUUUUUUUUUAAUGCAAGUCUAAAUUGGUAAAUGCCUACACUUUUCCUAACAGACUGCUUCUCUCUAUUUUCCAGAUUUGGAAAGUAUAGAUAAUGACUGUACAGAUAAUAUAUCAUUGCCGGACCCUGAUCUGUUAAGCGAUCCUGAAGGUGAACAGCUUUGCCCCAGUCUUCUCAAGCUCAUCCAGCGUUGCCUAUCCAAAGCCAGCAUUAGCUCCCUGAGAUGUUCCAGGCUUCUGCUUCCUGAUGACCUCAUUGCCAAUUUGGGCCAAGAACUGCUGCACCUGGCUUUCAGUGAGCCUUGCGGACUGAGGGGUGCACUUAUUGAUCUGUGUGUUGAGCACGGCAAGACCUGUCACAGUGUGGCACAGAUAACCGCUGACCAAGCAGUCGUUCCAACUUUCCAGCUGACCGUACUGUUGCGUCUGGACUCCAGGCUUUGGCCUAGAAUCCAAGGCUUGUUCAGUACCAAGCCAGUCCCAGGGUCAGGACAAUCUCUGAAACUCAGUCCAGGUUUCAAGGUUCUUAAAAAGAAGCUGUACAGUUCUGAAGAAUAUAUCAUAGAAGAAUGCUGAUAAAUACAACUUUGAAAGAAAAAAAUAAACACGUUCACUUUUCGGUACUAUUGUAUGAAGGCUUUAAAGAGGGUUGGGAGGGAGUUAAAAGUAAGUGGGACAAUUUUUAAGGUUAUUUUAGUAGAUGUAAGUACCAGUCCCUGGAUUAUUCCCUCUGUUGCUUGAGUCUAGCUAUGCCUGGUGUUGACUUUGACAGAGAUAGGGGCUUUUUUUUUUUUUUUCUCAUCAGACUGACAAAAGAAGACAUAACACAGCAACAUUAAUGUUCUUUCUUUCUGGCAGUGAAAUGGUCCAAAGUUGGGACUUUUAUUUUCCUCCACGUCAUGUGGCUGAGCUAAGUUACAUGCCACUUAAUGGGUUAACAUGUGUAAGCUUUUUAUUUUUUGGGGGAGUGGGAAGGGUCACACCGAUGUAGUUCUGCAGAGUAUGCAUAAAAUAAGGCAAUCUAAUAAUGUAAUGUGCACUAGUAAUGUGAUUUUUGUAAUAACUACUGGGCAGCUGGUCUGCACAAUAAGGUGUAUUGCCUCUCUACCUCUUAUAGAGGGCAAAAAUGUAAUUAUUGAAUAACAAAGUACAUUUUGCUCAUGGGAACAAGUGUUAAAAUCACUACUGAUGUUAUGGCAGCUAAACAAUGUAUUUGUAUAUGGCCUAGCCAUAUGUUUUAGAAAGCACUACUUUUUGUCUGAGUUGUUCUGUAUUUGAUAUACGCAUUAUGGUUUACAGUGGUACACUUGAUGUUCAAGUGUAAUUCUACACAAUGUGCCUUUUUUACUUUUCUAAUAAAUGGUAAAAUUAAAUACAUGGUGUCUGUGUUUUGACUAUAGCAUACUGGGGGGAAG